Molecule: messenger RNA, 264 nt
Organism: Rhizopus microsporus ATCC 52813
Lineage: Eukaryota; Fungi; Mucoromycota; Mucoromycetes; Mucorales; Rhizopodaceae
Exons: 1
Molecular function (GO): nucleic acid binding
Source: RefSeq, a predicted model, not a curated record
UGGCUAAACACCGAAAGAGUACGGUAUAUAGACGACUGGCCCUCCCAGAGCCCUGAUCUUAAUCCAAUUGAGCAUCUUUGGCAUCAUCUUAAACUCAAACUGAGUGCGUAUGAACAGAAGGCCAAAGGUAUCCAUGAACUCUGGGAACGAGUGGAAAAAGAAUGGAAUUCUUUUACUGAUGAGGUAUGCCGAAGCUACAUAGAGAGUAUGCCAGCAAGAAUAAAGGCAGUUAUUGAUGCUAAUGGUGGACAUACCCGCUACUAA